Molecule: messenger RNA, 3648 nt
Organism: Tribolium castaneum (red flour beetle)
Lineage: Eukaryota; Metazoa; Arthropoda; Insecta; Coleoptera; Tenebrionidae
Gene: TBCD
Product: Tubulin-binding cofactor D
Exons: 9
Coding region: 80-3532 (1150 amino acids)
Biological process (GO): adherens junction assembly; microtubule cytoskeleton organization; tubulin complex assembly
Cellular component (GO): lateral plasma membrane
Molecular function (GO): GTPase activator activity; beta-tubulin binding
Source: RefSeq, a predicted model, not a curated record
AACAGUAGUCGAAACUUAACCUCACAAUUUCUAAUUUUUCGUGACAUCUGUAAACAAAAGACCUUUUUAUCGCAAAAACAUGUCAACAAGUGAAAAAAACAAGCCUUCAGAUAUGGAAGAGGAGCCUUUCGGUCUUGGCUGCGCCCUUGAAUUGUUCGUCGAAGCGACCGAAGUUUCAGAAAUGAUAGACACCCUUAAAUCCAUUUAUUCGGAUAAAGCCCUCAAUGAGAAGGCGUACGAGCGUUUUAGCUUCAUCAUUGGUCAGUAUAAAGAACAGCCCCACUUGCUGGACCCCCAUAUUGACCACCUUUUGGAAAAAUGUAUCAAUAUCGUACGAGAUGGGGGCUCCAGUAUGGACUUGAAACACGAAGUUUUUAAGUAUAUGUUCGUGUUUGUUAACGUGAGGGGGUACAAAGUGAUAGUCAGGCAUCUUCCACAUGAGGUUUCAGAUUUUGAAGCCGUUUUAAGACUUUUAGAAUCACAAGACUGUGAUGAUUCAAUCACUUGGACCACUAGAUAUGUACUAUUGUUGUGGUUAUCAAUAAUUGUCAUGAUUCCGUUUCACUUAUCACGAUUUGAUGCAAAUGAUGAAAGCGAGAAAGAGAAGAAAACAGUGAUGUGUAGGGUUUUGGACAUUAUCAAGAAAUAUAUUGUGGUUCCUGAUAAGUGCAGGGACGCUGCGGCUUAUCUCUCGUCGCGUUUUAUCACAAGAAAUGACGUCAAACAGGAGCACCUAUUGUCUUACAUCGAGUGGUCAAUGGUUGAAAGUACCUCCUCCGAGAGUACUAUUUUCACAAAACAAGGAACUUUAGCCUCAAUCGCCAUGAUUUUGAAAACCGGAAAACGCGACGAUUUACUCCCUCAUGCCCGUCCCCUCCUCCAAUGGAUAAUCCGUGACGAAAUAAAACAUAAUUCCGGUACCAACGUCCAAAAACUUGUCUAUAAAAUCGUCCAAAGAAUAGGUUUGACGUUUCUACCUCCCAAAGUGGCCGCUUGGCGCUACAAACGCGGCAAUCGUUCAUUGGCUGCGAAUUUAAGUGGGGGUGAUGGUACCACCUCCUCUCACGACACGCAAGAACCCCUCCCAGAAGAUAAUAUUGAGGUUCCUGAUGAAGUCGAGGAGGUUAUAGACCAGUUAAUUAACGGUUUGAGGAGUUGUGAUGGGAUUGUGCGAUGGUCGGCUGCAAAGGGAGUAGGCCGGGUAACCGGUCGGUUACCUCAAGAACUGGCCGAUGAAGUGGUCGGUUCGGUUUUGGAGUUGUUUAGUCCGAGAGAGGGGGAUGGGGCGUGGCAUGGCGGCUGUUUGGCAUUGGCUGAAUUGGGGAGGAGGGGCUUGUUGCUACCGAAACGGUUACCGGAGGUGGUACCGGUUGUACUUAAGGCGUUGGUCUAUGAUGAACCGAGAGGAUAUUCCUCUGUAGGAUCACAUAUAAGGGAUGCAGCGUGUUAUGUGUGUUGGGCCUUUGCAAGGGCCUAUGAUAAGGAUGUUUUAAAACCUUUUGUUAAUCAGAUAGCUGCGAAUUUGUUGAUCGUCGCUUGUUUCGACAGAGAGAUCAAUUGUCGACGAGCGGCCUCUGCCGCCUUUCAAGAAAACGUCGGACGUCAAGGAACAUUCCCGUACGGAAUUGACAUUUUGACAGUUGCUGACUUUUUCACUGUCAGUGUGCGAAACAACGCCUACUUGACCAUAAGUCCGUACAUCGCCCAAUUCGGCGAAUACACCAUCCCAAUGAUCGACCAUCUAGUUGGCCGAAAAGUCGACCACUGGGAUUGCGUCAUUCGGGAAUUGACAGCCAAAGCUUUGCAUAAUUUGACACCAAAAGCGCCUGAAUAUAUGGUAACAAAAGUGUUACCAACCUUGUUCGACAGAAGCACUAGCAUUGAUUUGAAUGCCCGCCAUGGCUCCGUAUUGGCCAUCGGCGAAAUCAUCCAUGCCUUGGCUUUAACUGGCGACAAGUCGAUCCUAGCCGGCCAUCUUGAUAAAAUCGCAAACUUGGUUCCGGAAUUUCGGCAAAAAUUCUACUUCCGAGGCUUAGGAGGCGAAUUAAUGCGAACGGCGUGUUGCGAUUUUAUCGAGAAGUGUGCCAUGGCGUCGCUCGAAUUCACCAAUGGGAGUGUGACAGACGAUUGGCUCAACUUGAUCAACGAAUGUAUCGCAUACAAUGUCACCAACAUCCAAACAAACGCAAUUAAGGCGCUACCAACUGUCUUGAGUCGUUAUUACGCCAAUCAAAAUUGCGAAAGUUUGGUUAAAGGAUAUAUCGAAGAGUUGCAAAAAACGAGUCAACAGGAGGUCCGAAUGGGGCACGCCUUGGCUUUGGGGGCCCUCCCGAAAUUUGUGUUGGAGCCCCAAUUGGGGGCUAUCAUUGACUCGCUAAUUGCCACGAGUCAAGCGAGUCCAUUGACGGUCAAAUGGGCAGAAAGUCGCCGAGAUUCUAUCAAGGCUUUGACCUCAUUGAGUGUGACAAUGGCCGAAGAUUUGGCAAAGUCGGAUGUUUUGCGAAUUUUUGACGUUUUUUUGGCCAGUUUGAAGGAUUAUACGCAGGAUAAGAGAGGCGAUGUGGGCGCAUGGGUUCGCGAGGCGGCCAUGUUGGGCCUCCAGACUCUGGCUUUUAAGGUCAAAGUGUCAAUCGACGUAGCCUUGACUACGCAGAUCGUAGCCGGGGUGGCGCAGCAGGCUGUGGAGCGCAUCGACCGGACGCGCGCAUUGGCUGGUCGAAUUUUUUACAGUUUCCUGUACAACGACCCCACCAUCCCGAAUAUACCUCACCACGACGAAUUGUUGAAAAUUUUUGAAAAAACCGAGUGUGAGACGUUGAACUGGAAUUCGGCGAGUGAUACGUUCCCGAAAUUUGUCGAAUUGUUGCAAUUUCCCGAAUUUAGCUACAAUGUGAUGUUGGGGUUGGUUUGCAGUGUGGGCGGUUUGACCGAAACUCUGGUCAAAAAUUCGAGUUCGUCGCUCUUUGCCUACAUCUCAAGAGAGAAAAAGUGUAAAGGGGUGGGGGAGAUUGAUAGGUUGGCCGACGUUAUCUAUAGGAUUUUUGAGGAUAAUAGGAAAAAUGACCGAAUUGUGGUCCCGAUGUUCCGUUUUUUGGAUAAACUUUUCAGCUCGGGGUGUAUACAACAUUUGGCGGAUGACCCGAGUAGCGAUUUUUGUAAAAAAAUCCUCAAGUUGGCCAUGAAUGAAUUGGUGGGGUGCAAAGACGCGUAUAAAAUUAUAGAUGGUAUUAAUCUUUUGGCGCAGUUUGUUCAGGUCAAAAGUGAGGCCUGUCAGUCGGCUGUAGUCCAGUUGAGUAUUUUUUUGUGUCAUCGACAGGCUUAUGUGAGGAAAUCGACAGCGUCUAUUUUAUACGAAUCGCUACUAGUGUAUGGAGAUUCUGCUGUUUUUAAUACUGAAAAUUUGGACGAAGUUAUGCAAAUUUUGAGUAACACAAACUGGGAUGAUCCGGUUGAUGUGGUCAAACCUGCGAGGAAUGAAAUGUGUAAAUUAAUGGGGGUCCGAGUGCCUGUUGCCAAAACUUCCACUAACUAAAUGAUCAGUGCUUUUUAUAUUUAUUAAUUUUUACUAUUGUGUUACUAAAUAAAUAAUACGGAAAGUAUUGUAAUUUUUAUAUACUUUGAGUUUUUCUAAUAAAUAAAUUUGCAUAA